AUGACCAAUCUUUGUGCAUUAAGUGCUCGUUUUACGAAUGAAAUGGUCUCUGAAUAUAGGUCUGCAAGAAUACGUAAUAACAUUGAUGAUGAAGUGAUUCUAUGCAAAGAUGAAGAUAUUCAAUGGUUGGUUAAUGAAUUACCAUCAACGUGUGCAAUAACUGCUUUGAAUAAACACGACGUACUUCCAUGGGAAACUCAAAAUACGAAUGACAAUUAUUAUUUGAAUGCGUUCUUUGGUUUUUCAGUAGAAAAACCAGAAGGAUGGUAUGCAUUAAGUAAUCAAGAAAUUUCUUUAGCGUUAUCAGGUAAUAUUGGAUUACAAAUAAUUAACAACACGACACUUGGUAUAACAUAUGAGAAAGCAGUAAUUAACAAAAUUAUACCUCUUUUUUAUUUUAUGGAAAAUCCACUAAAUAUACAAAAUAAUACCUUUAAUGCAAACAUUAUGGGAUUGGCUUUCAAUUUAACGGGUCAACAAAUUACAGGAGAUGUUUGCGAUUUUCUUGAGAGUUACAAUAAAGAAAUGCAAGAAAAAGGAGUGACAAAAAUGAUGGGAAGUAGUGUAUGUCAACAAAUUGAUAUAAAUGGAGUAGAAUUCAAAACGGAAGAAUUGACAUUGAAUGUGGGGAACUUACUGAUUCUUAAACAAACUGAAAUUGUUAAAAUCACAAAUAAUGGUUAUAUCUUUCUUUUCACACUAUCCUAUACCAACGAUAAAAGCAAAAAUAUACUUAAUCGUACUAUGAGUACUCUAAAAUUUUCGUGA
Adineta steineri is the source of this 768-nucleotide messenger RNA. The record is from the annotation of a GenBank genome assembly. Lineage: Eukaryota; Metazoa; Rotifera; Eurotatoria; Adinetida; Adinetidae.